Messenger RNA from Aspergillus aculeatus ATCC 16872, 849 nucleotides. RefSeq lists its product as uncharacterized. Bases 161 to 508 code for a protein of 115 amino acids. Lineage: Eukaryota; Fungi; Ascomycota; Eurotiomycetes; Eurotiales; Aspergillaceae. The record is from RefSeq and is a predicted model, not a curated record. The transcript is spliced from 3 exons.
AUAACCACAGCUGCUUUAUGAUCAGCCAUUGAAAAUCGUACAUCCAUACUCUGUAAGAACCAAUAGAACAAAUUGUGUAGCCUCGCCAAUCUCCGCCUUGGAAAAGCUCAUCACAGGACACAGUCAAUCCAUACUACAGGGCUCAACCGAAGACACCGUCAUGAACGACCAAAACAAUAUAUUUACCCGCGACGAACCUCUCUCCGAGCAAGAACGCACGAUCUUAGCCAAAUACGCCACCGAACCGCUCUAUCGUCACAGCAUGAAUAAGGCACGCAAGUCUAAAAUCCAACGGAAGUAUUUUGACUCCCCCAAAUGGGUCUUGAAUUCCGGCCACCAAGAACUGGACCAGGGCGCCGACCAAGCCGGGAGCCCCCUCUCAUUGCGCCAGGAUACAUCCAGACCGUAUGCUCCUGUCCCUGAGGGUAGUAAUGUGGGCGAUGGUGCCAAUCAAGAGCAAGGGCAAAAUCGCUCGCUAGGGUAUGAGAUGACUAGUAGUCCUUUGUGAAGAGGAAAUGACUUUGAUUUUGUUAAUUCGAUAAUCCACGGUGAGGGAUACAGGUUUUGUGGAGAUCGGGGGGAGUAAGUGGAAUAGACUGGGGGUGUGGUUGAUGUAUCAGAUCGUGGACGGUCUAGAUAUUUGUUAAAUUUGGUGCUGAAGCUGGAGCUGAUUGAGUGUUCGGGUGCGGAGUAGGGGUAAAAGAGGCUGUGGAUCUCAGGCAUACGUGUCACAGAUGGCAUAGUUCGAAGACGCUCGUGUCUAUGCAAUAGCCACACUCAGAUUUGCAUUAAUGGAGAUGGUUUUUACUAUCAGGCCUUGCAGCAGAGGAUGGACACUCUUAUCAUGGG